Aspergillus piperis CBS 112811 is the source of this 2670-nucleotide messenger RNA. RefSeq names its product putative Hsp70 chaperone. Gene Ontology annotation, molecular function: ATP binding; misfolded protein binding; heat shock protein binding. Gene Ontology annotation, cellular component: cytosol; cytoplasm; plasma membrane. Gene Ontology annotation, biological process: protein refolding; cellular response to unfolded protein; vesicle-mediated transport. The record is from RefSeq and is a predicted model, not a curated record. The coding region runs from base 1 to 2670 and encodes 889 amino acids. The transcript has 9 exons. Lineage: Eukaryota; Fungi; Ascomycota; Eurotiomycetes; Eurotiales; Aspergillaceae.
AUGGCCGACGAAGUUUACGAAGGUGCCAUCGGCAUUGAUCUUGGAACCACCUACUCUUGUGUGGCCAACUACGAGGGUACCAAUGUUGAGAUCAUUGCCAACGAGCAGGGUAGCUACACUACCCCAUCCUUCGUUUCUUUCACCGACAAGGAGCGCUUGAUCGGUGAGGCCGCGAAGAACCAGGCCGCUAUGAACCCUACGAACACCAUCUUCGACAUCAAGCGUCUUAUCGGUCGGCGGUUCGAGGACCCCAUUGUCAAGAAGGAUGUUGAGUCCUGGCCCUUCAAGGUUGUUGAUCAGGGUGGAAACCCUGUGGUUGAGGUCGAGUAUCUCGGCGAAACCAAGACUUUCAGUCCCCAAGAAAUCUCUUCUAUGGUUUUGAUGAAGAUGAAAGAGGUUGCCGAAACCAAGCUCGGAAAGAAGGUCGAGAAGGCAGUCAUUACCGUGCCCGCUUAUUUCAACGACAACCAGCGCCAGGCUACUAAGGAUGCUGGUGCCAUUGCUGGUCUGAACGUGCUCCGUAUCAUCAACGAGCCCACUGCAGCAGCGAUUGCCUAUGGCCUCGGCUCCGGCAAGUCUGACAAGGAGCGUAACGUUCUCAUCUACGAUCUUGGUGGUGGUACUUUCGAUGUGUCUCUCCUUAACAUCCAGGGUGGUGUCUUCACUGUCAAGGCUACUGCUGGAGAUACCCACCUUGGUGGUCAAGACUUCGAUACCAACCUCCUGGACCACUUCAAGAAGGAGUUCCAGCGCAAGACUGGCAAGGACCUCUCCGGUGACGCGAGAGCCCUCCGUCGUCUCAGAACCGCCUGCGAGCGUGCUAAGCGUACUUUGUCCAACGCUACCCAGACUACUGUGGAAAUCGACUCUCUGUUCGAUGGCGAGGACUUCAACUCUUCUAUCACUCGUGCUCGUUUUGAAGACCUGAACGCUAAGUCUUUCUCGGGUACUCUCGAGCCUGUGCAGCAGGUUCUCAAGGACUCUGGCCUUGAGAAGAGCAAGGUCGAUGAGAUCGUCCUCGUUGGUGGUUCCACCCGUAUCCCUCGUAUCCAGAAGCUGCUUAGCGAUUUCUUCGAUGGCAAGAAGCUUGAGAAGAGCAUCAACCCCGAUGAAGCCGUUGCCUAUGGUGCCGCCGUCCAGGCCGGUAUCUUGUCUGGAAAGGCUUCUUCGGCUGAAACCCAGGACCUCCUCCUGCUUGAUGUCGUUCCCCUUUCUCUCGGUGUUGCUAUGGAGGGUAACAUCUUCGCUCCUGUUGUGGCCCGUGGUCAGACUGUCCCUACGAUCAAGAAGCGCACUUUCACCACCGUUGUCGAUAACCAGACAACCGUGCAGUUCCCCGUUUACCAGGGUGAGCGUACCAACUGCGCUGACAACACCUCUCUGGGAGAGUUCACCCUCGCUCCCAUCCCCCCCAUGAGGGCUGGAGAGGCCGCUCUCGAGGUCGUUUUCGAGGUUGAUGUCAACGGUAUCCUCAAGGUUACUGCUACCGAGAAGUCCUCCGGACGUAGUGCCAACAUUACCAUCUCCAAUGCCGUCGGCAAGCUUUCCACCACUGAGAUUGAGCAGAUGAUUGACGACGCUGCGAAGUUCAAGUCUAGCGAUGAGGCUUUCACCAAGAAGUUCGAGUCUCGCCAACAGCUCGAGUCCUACAUCUCGCGUGUUGAGGAGAUUGUUUCCGACCCCACCAUGUCGCUGAAGCUGAAGCGUGGCAACAAGGAGAAGAUCGAAUCGGCACUCAGCGAUGCCAUGGCUCAGCUUGAGAUCGAAGACUCGACUCCUGAAGAUCUCAAGAAGAAGGAGCUUGCUCUCAAGAGACUCAUCACCAAGGCCAUGGCCACUCGAGCGAAAAUGCAACGCCGUGCGGCAGUUACCGGCCUCAGUUAUAUGCGUCGCUGCUCAGCGUCUAUUGGAUUGCGUUAUAACUUAAUUUCUGAGCAUCAAAUUCGGCCUUGGACUCAGCAUAAGGUAGCACUUGCGUCUGACAAAAGGAGCUUUUCCAGUUCGCCUUUUUGGUGUAAAAAGAAGGACAAGACGAAAGCUACAUCUGGUGCAGAUUCUGGGAAGCCGCUGCCAAAAGUAGGCGCAAGUUCUGAAGACCCGCAUGAUUUUUCACAGCUGCAUGAUGGCAUAGCGGCUGCCCUGUCUCGACUCAGAGACGAGCUCUCUAAGAUGCGUGUGGGGGGGAGGUUUAACACCGCAUCAAUUGAGAGUCUUCGCGUGCAGCUGAACAAGAGCAGCAAGCAAUCGAUUAAGCUGGGCGACCUUGCCCAAGUUGUUCCUAAGGGUGGACGGAUGGUGACUAUCUUGGCCUCUGACGAAGAUCAUGUGAAGCCCAUUCGAUCGUCAAUAAUUUCCUCCAACUUGUCGUUAACUCCGCAAGCCGACCCUCACAAUUCUCUUCAGCUCAACGUCACGAUCCCCCCACCGACUAAAGAGUCCCGGGAUCAAACGAUCGCUCUGGCAAAGGCAGCAAUGGAGAAAUCUGCCGGUGCCGUCCGUGAUUCACGCAGUGCUGUACAUAAACGUCUUCAGGAUUUGCAGAAAAAGAAGAUUGCCAGGCCAGAUGACGUUCGGAAGGCCCAAGAACAGAUGGAAAAGCUUGCAGAGAAAGGUCAGAAGGAAGUGAAGGAACUGUUUGAGGCUACAAGGAAGGCUAUGGAGCGGGCGUAA